Messenger RNA from Penicillium cosmopolitanum, 1329 nucleotides. RefSeq lists its product as uncharacterized. The coding region runs from base 1 to 1329 and encodes 442 amino acids. Lineage: Eukaryota; Fungi; Ascomycota; Eurotiomycetes; Eurotiales; Aspergillaceae. The transcript is spliced from 7 exons. The record is from RefSeq and is a predicted model, not a curated record. Gene Ontology annotation, cellular component: cytoplasm; nucleus.
AUGGAUUCCCCCGCAGUCCCGGUCCCGCUGGAUCCGCGGGAGCAGCCCAUCCUCGAACGCCUCCUCCGAACUCGCGAUGCUCUCCUCCUCCUGAAACAAGACAAGUCUUCCUACAUCAAAUCCCGCGAUGUCCUUCCGCUUUAUGAGGAAGUGACUCAAGAAGUGGAAAAGCUCAAUGCUGCCCGCAAAGAGCAAGAUCGCCGCUUGAUACAUAACCGACUUGAUUAUGUUCUGGACGACUGCUUCCAGUUGAUUUCAUUGCUCUUUUUGACCGUUGGUAGGAAUAAUGAGGCACCAGCAGUCUACUCGCUGGCAACCACUAUUCAGCGUCUACUCGACCAUCUUGAAGAGGCUGGAUUCUAUAGCUCCAAAGAUUUGAACUCAAUUACCAAGACCCUCGACUCCACGCGCGAGACUCUGGAACGCGGCCAGAACACAUACUCCCCAGCACUAUUGGAACUUCUUAAAAGCCGACUGGAACAAUGUCAGAUCUCUCUGAGUAGACUUCAGAAGGGACUUGCAGCUCUAGACCCCGCUCUUGUCCAGACACACGAGACUUUAGUCUCUAUUCUUCGAUCCACAUCUGCGGUCAACACUCGCUCAAAGUUCUCAUCCACCGAAGUUAACAAUCUGCGCGAGCAAUUGAAGAAGAUCGAAGCGAGUCAAAAAGACGGUAAAUUCGUCGAUGCUGAUGGCAACCCGCUUGCCGGUCAAGAUGGUGUGAAAUCUUUGAUUGAGCGAUGCUGGCGGUGGACCGAGAUUGUUCUUGAACGAAAAGGCAAGAUUCAAGAGGGAUUCCAGGAGCAAUACGACCGUCUACUUGAGAUUCGUAACCAGCUAGACAGGCUCUCCGUCACACAGGCCUGGUCUUUGCGCGAGACGGAUCUCUUCGGAUACCAGCGCAAGCUCGAUCGCAUUGACGAGGCGCGUGUUAAUGGCAACUUCGUCGAUGGCGAGGGCCAAGUUGCCGAUCUCCAUGCUCAAAGGACACUGCUUUAUUUGAUUCGACGCAGCUAUGCAUACAUCUACGCACUGUUGAUUUCAUCCGAGCCCGUAUCGGAGGCCUUGUUGCCAGUCUAUAACCAGUUGCAGACGCUUCGACGGUGCUUGAUCGAGGUUAAGGAGUCUGGAGGUGUGGCAAAUUCGAGAGAGUUGUACCCCUACAGCAUGAAGCUCAAUUCUAUCGAUAAUAUGCGAGUUGACGGAAAGUUCUAUGUUGGCCCCGAUAUUCCUGAAGGCCAAGGAAGCGUGAACGCCUUGCUAGCCGAAUGCUACGAUCUGGUCUGGGAGCUACGAGCAGCAGUGGCAGAAGAGGAUGCACAAGCUUAG